Messenger RNA from Arabidopsis thaliana (thale cress), 665 nucleotides. RefSeq lists its product as uncharacterized. The record is from RefSeq and is marked reviewed. Bases 1 to 555 code for a protein of 184 amino acids. The transcript has 5 exons. Lineage: Eukaryota; Viridiplantae; Streptophyta; Magnoliopsida; Brassicales; Brassicaceae.
AUGGAUUCCUUCUUCCCGUACUGCUACAAAAGCAAAUCUAACGUUGACACACUGCCGAUUACACCGAGAGCUAUAUCUUCUCGCCUUUGGAUUCUGCUUCAUCUUCAACCAUGGAUCAGAGAAGUUUUUGGUUCUUUGGGCGGCUGUGUUCUUGUCUUGCUAUGCUACGAUAUAUAUAUCUAUACAGAAGAAACAAAAGACUUCAUACGCUUGGAGAUCGUUGUUGCAAAGUCGAGAUUUGCAAAGACAAGGUCUAUGAUUUGCUAUGGAGACGACUCGAUGAUCAACGCUUGGUCCGAUCCCUGGAAACAGCUGGAACGAAACAAAAAUUUGAUAGUGCUUGCAGAGGAAGAUGUCAAAGAAAAAGAAGCAACAAAAUCAUCAAAGAAGCAACGAAAUAAGCCAUACGUUUUGGAGAUGACGGCCAAAGAAUUAGACAAAGUGUCAAAGCACAUGCAGAGUAACUAUGAAUGCUCUCGAAAGCUAACUACAAGCGCUUUGAUCAUGGUAAUGCAACACUGUUGGACUAAAGGAUACACGAAGGUUAUUUUUUGAAGGUGACUGUCUAGUUUUCAGUCUCACUUUUAUGUUCCUUCUAUUAUCACGAAUGCCUUAUAUUGUGACUAUUGAAACUCUUGACACCACUAUUAAUAACGUCAGAUGUU